AUGCCUCCGAAAAAGGAUACUAAAGGCGGAGCAAAAGCUGCUCCAGCGAAGGGUGGCGCGGGUGGAAAAAAAGGAGGAGGUGGCGGAGCAGAUGAAGGCGCUGCUAAGGAGAAAAAAGGAGGAUCUGCCGUGAAGGUUCGACAUAUUCUGUGUGAAAAGCAAGGCAAAAUAAUGGAAGCUCUUGAAAAGUUGAAAGAAGGACAGGCAUUCAAUGUAGUUGCUACCAACUAUAGCGAAGACAAGGCCCGCCAAGGCGGUGACCUAGGCUGGCAGAUUCGUGGAGCCAUGGUGGGACCGUUCCAGGAUGCAGCAUUUGCGCUGCCGAUUUCUACGACUAAUGCUCCCAAAUAUACCGAUCCCCCCAUAAAAACUAAGUUCGGAUAUCAUAUUAUAAUGGUGGAAGGGAAGAAGUAG
Molecule: messenger RNA, 414 nt
Organism: Anopheles nili
Lineage: Eukaryota; Metazoa; Arthropoda; Insecta; Diptera; Culicidae
Product: peptidyl-prolyl cis-trans isomerase NIMA-interacting 4
Exons: 2
Coding region: 1-414 (137 amino acids)
Biological process (GO): rRNA processing
Molecular function (GO): peptidyl-prolyl cis-trans isomerase activity; DNA binding
Source: RefSeq, a predicted model, not a curated record